GCUUUAGAGUUUAAAGUUUGAAGGCGUCCCACAACUCCAACCUCAGCUGCAAAACCAAAACCAAGAGCUAUACACAGAUGACAGAGCAUCAAAUCGGCCCUGUAAUGGUAAUGGGCAGCAGAAAAUCAAGCUUAUCACCCCAUUCCAUGCCUCCCCCAUUCUAACUGCUACCUGCUCUCCUUCCUUCCUCCAUAAGUGCGGGACGGGGCUGCCAUUACGAGUUUCGAGUUUCGACGACUGCAUUUAUGGCGAACGACGCCCUUUUCCGUUCCUCCCUGGUUUGCCUCGCCGUCAUUGUUGUGUUUGUUGGUGUCUGCACCCACUCCUUCAGGAAGAUGAUGGCCACCUAUUUUCUGGGUCUCUUUGCAAUCGCUGGAGUGGUUCUCCCUGACUGGGAUUUCUUCGAUCGCGAUUUUUCCAAGUGGUUCUCUCCCAUCUCUCUGGAGGAGAGGCGCUCUGUUUCUGCUCAGAGAAUUGGGUUAGCGAGGUAUAGGAUCUAUCCUCUUAGAUUGAUUGUUUACACCACAGUUUAUGGGUUUGCUCUGUACAAGUGGUGGAUGUAUGUAACGAAAUAGAGACUGGCUUCAUCUGUGCGAGUUAGAGCAAUACAAGAGGCUCUGUGAUACUUGCUCUAUUGAGAGUGGUUCCCGCUGUCGAUUUAUGGAACUUUGACUAGUGCACAAUUGCAUAUAAGAAGGCUAAGACAGCUGAAGAAAUGGCUGGGUAGUGUUUUCUCUGAUCCUGAAAUGCUGCACGUUGGUAAUCAGAUCCUGAGAGUGGAUUUUUCUUUUCCCCCCAAACCAAUAGAUCAGCAAUGUAUACUGUAUGUUUUCAUUUAUUCUAAGUGAUCAUUUAUCAUGUGAUGAACUGAUUUUUUU
Malania oleifera is the source of this 878-nucleotide messenger RNA. RefSeq names its product signal peptidase complex-like protein DTM1. Bases 246 to 575 code for a protein of 109 amino acids. The record is from RefSeq and is a predicted model, not a curated record. NCBI's taxonomy places the organism in Eukaryota, Viridiplantae, Streptophyta, Magnoliopsida, Santalales, Ximeniaceae. Gene Ontology annotation, cellular component: endoplasmic reticulum membrane; signal peptidase complex. Gene Ontology annotation, biological process: anther wall tapetum development. The transcript is spliced from 2 exons.